Molecule: messenger RNA, 1098 nt
Organism: Sporothrix brasiliensis 5110
Lineage: Eukaryota; Fungi; Ascomycota; Sordariomycetes; Ophiostomatales; Ophiostomataceae
Product: phosphopantothenate-cysteine ligase
Exons: 5
Coding region: 1-1098 (365 amino acids)
Biological process (GO): coenzyme A biosynthetic process
Cellular component (GO): nucleus; cytoplasm
Molecular function (GO): phosphopantothenate--cysteine ligase activity
Source: RefSeq, a predicted model, not a curated record
AUGGCUGCGCCCAAUGCCGCCGCCACGGUCACCGGCCCUGCCCAGUCAGAUGAGGACCGCUACUUUAGCACCAACCCGCCGCCCAAGGAUCUGGAGCAGCAUAUGGCAAUGGUUGAGGCCUUUGUUGACAGGCACGCAAAGGCAAACCGUCGUAUCGUCCUUGUGACCUCCGGGGGCACAACUGUUCCUCUAGAGAAGCAGACGGUCCGCUUCAUUGACAAUUUCUCCGCCGGUACACGCGGAUCAACAAGCGCCGAGUACUUUUUGGACGACAAGGCCGAUUAUGCCGUAAUCUUCUUGCACCGGCAAUUCAGUUUGCAGCCUUAUAGCCGCCACUACUCGCAUGCUACCCACAGCUUCUUGGAUUUCUUGACAGAAGAUGAGAACGGCCAUGGCGUUCGGUCUCGCGACGAGGACGCCGACUCCAUGUUGGGUGUUUGGCGCCGGUACCGUGCUGCCAAAGACCGUCUUUUGGCACUGUCUUUUGUGACCAUAACCGAUUACAUGUAUGAGCUGCGGGCGAUUAGUCGCAUCAUGCACCGUCUCGGUCCCAAUGGGUUGCUAUAUCUAGCAGCUGCCGUAUCGGACUUUUUCCUCCCACCUGACCGUAUGGCGGAGCACAAAAUUCAGAGCACCGAUAUCAAUACGGACAAGUCAGGAGGCAAGCCGCUAGGCAGCUUCGCCGUGGACGAGGACGAAGAAACAUUCGACAACUUCGACUCAUCCCCCAAGGUGCCUCGUAGCAAGAGUCUGGUUAUUGACCUGGAUCCAGUGCCCAAGUUUUUAAAGAGCUUGGUCGACAACUGGUCUCCCGAGAGCAUGAUGAUCUCCUUUAAGCUCGAGACAGACCCGGAGCUGUUAAUCGGAAAGGCCAAGGGCGCCCUCGAACGCUACCAGCACCACCUUGUAAUUGGUAACAUCCUGAACACCCGCAAACAAGAAGUAGUCUUUGUGACCCCACAACACGUGGAUUGGGUGCGCUUGUCAGAGGCCGAGGCGGCGGCCAAUGCCGAGAUCGAGACAUUGAUUGUCCCGCGUGUCAUUAGCCUCCAUGAGGAGCACAUACGGCACAACAAAGGCCGCACGGCGGCGCAGUAG